UCAGUUCAGUAUGCGCGGGCUAGAAGGGACGGGGAAGAGAGAGAGAGAGAGAGAGGAUAGAGCAUGAGGGUGGAGGAGCUAGUGGAGAAGAUGAAGGUGAAGGUGAUGGGUACGCUGGGCAGAAAGAGGGGGUAUAAGAAGAACCAGAAGGAGUCUUACUCGAAGAUGGACAAGACUGCGAGCAUCAAGGUGGAUAUUCAAAGCCGCAAGGCACAACGCCUAAUCCAGAAAACCCUCGCCGCCGCCGACCGACCCGGCAAGCCCUCCCACUCCCUCCCUCCCACCUAAUCAAAAUUUCUCGUGCUACUAGUUAUUAAUAAAUUCCACAUCUUCUCUCUUUCUUCUACAUCCAUGUAUCAUAUACCUACUUCUAUGGAAGAUAACCUCCAGUAUUUUUAUUC
Molecule: messenger RNA, 401 nt
Organism: Phalaenopsis equestris
Lineage: Eukaryota; Viridiplantae; Streptophyta; Magnoliopsida; Asparagales; Orchidaceae
Exons: 1
Coding region: 64-288 (74 amino acids)
Source: RefSeq, a predicted model, not a curated record